This is a messenger RNA of Racocetra persica, 445 nucleotides long. Lineage: Eukaryota; Fungi; Glomeromycota; Glomeromycetes; Diversisporales; Gigasporaceae. The record is from the annotation of a GenBank genome assembly.
AUCAUCUAUUCGAAAAAAAAGAAAAAUAUCAGACAAAAAUAUCGAAAAAGCUAUAGUUAAAAAAAUUAAGCAAAAUAAUUGUAAAUAUACAACUGAAUUUGUUUCUAUGGCUACAAAAUUAAGUACUAUUGGUCAAAUUUCGAUUUCAUCAACAGUACAAUGCACGAAAGAAAUUAUAACAUUUCUUACAGGUCAGCCUUCUAGAUCGUGCUUAUCUCCAAGUACUUUAUCACGAUGGACAAAAGAAGUAGCAGAAAUUUCUAUACAAGACAAUAUACCUCAAUUUUUAAAUCGAUUUAGCUCAUAUGGAAUUUUAGCAGACGAAAGUACUAGAGGAGAAAAAAAAAUAUUUUUAGUAUGUAUAGCUUAUUGGAAUGAAAACAAACAAGAACCUAUGCUUACUAUUCUUAAUAUGAAAGAUUUGGAUCGUUGUUCAGCAUCUACA